UGGGCGCUCGAUGAGUGCCCCCUAGUGGGGAAACGGCGCGGAACACAGCAGCAUUGCGGUGAGCGCCUGUCUUCGGCGACCAUUUAUGGAGCGCCCGGUGUGUGCCUGGCACUGCGCUGGGUGCUGCUCCCUAAGCGAGCACGACCAGUGCAGCCCAUGGGGGAACUCCUGACCGCCGAGGAGCCGGCCUCUGUCCGCCACGGCGACCGCGACGCCCAGCACGCCGCCCAGCGCACGGUGGGCGCUCAUUAAACGUCAGGGGGUCGGAUGACGGCGUAGACACGGCGCCGGGACCCACUGGGGGCGCUGUGGGAGCGCUCGGCGGGGCGGGGCGCGCUGAUGGCGGCAGCGGGCACCGGGUCUGGGUCGGGGGCGCCCCCGGGGCUGGAGGCGACCCGGCAGAAGCUCGCGCUGCGGCGCAAGAAGGUGCUGAGCGCCGAGGAGAUGGAGCUGUACGAACUGGCGCAGGCGGCGGGCGGCGCCAUCGACCCCGACGUGUUCAAGAUCUUGGUGGACCUGCUCAAGCUGAACGUGGCCCCCCUUGCCGUGUUCCAGAUGCUCAAAUCCAUGUGCGCCGGGCAGAGGCUGGCGAGCGAGCCCCAGGACCCUGCGGCCGUUUCUCUGCCCGCGGCGAGCGUGUCUGAGACCCGAGAGGCCUCCUUUCUCUCUGCCAGGGGCAGCAGCCCCCCUGCAAGGCCCUCCCUUUCCUCGGGCCCACGGCCUGCGGCCUCUCCGGUUCUGCUCCAGGGCCCAGCUGCCGCGCACUCGCCUCUCUCUCCAGGGCCCCCCGGUUCCCUCCGCUUCUCUUGCUGCCUGUUCUCUCCUUUCGCAGGGAGAAACAAAGGCAGCGCCACGCUCAGUGGAGUGCCAGGCCUGGCAGAACGCAGCGGUCGGGAAGGACCCAGCCAGAGGGCGCCCCGCCAGCCCAGUGCCACCAGGCUGCCCAAGGGGGGCGGGCCUGGCAAGAGCCCCACCCGGAACAGCUCCUAGGACUGGCAGAGACUUGGCGCACACAGGCCUGCUGAGGGCUCCCCUUCCUCCCAGCAACGGCUACAUGUUGUUUCCUUCAGUUGGUAAUAAACCUUUCUGAAAAGCG
Messenger RNA from Lemur catta (Ring-tailed lemur), 1096 nucleotides. RefSeq names its product mitotic spindle organizing protein 2B (gene MZT2B). The record is from RefSeq and is a predicted model, not a curated record. Gene Ontology annotation, cellular component: spindle; centrosome. NCBI's taxonomy places the organism in Eukaryota, Metazoa, Chordata, Mammalia, Primates, Lemuridae. Bases 340 to 990 code for a protein of 216 amino acids. The transcript is spliced from 4 exons.